UUGUGUAAUAGCUUAAUUGUGGCAAUUUAUUCUACAUCAGAAAACGAUGUUUUAAUAUUUAUAUCUUACUGAACAAGUGUAGCUGAUAGCCACUCUAAUUAAUCUAGUCUUUAAAAAGCUCUUACAAAAUCUAAAUCGGUCUAAAUCUAAAACUGGACUAUACUGCCAUUAAGCUGACAUGGGUUGAUACAUCUGGGAUAGUCAAAACAAUAAGAAGCGAGUGCAGUUGUUUUUUGUUUGGCGGCAGGAACUUGCCCCUUAGAAGAGACAAACGAAGUCCGCUGCUCACAAUGAUUUCCGUUCAAGGUUAUUCGCUAAACAGGAUGCAUCAGUGUGUGUGUUGUUUUGGUGCCUGGAAUGCCUACGGACGAAUCUUUCUCCAUUCUCUGAGAUAAACUGGAUAUUUUCUUCCUAAAGCGAGUAGUAUGAGAGUGACGGGAUGAUGCGGGUGCUGAUUGUGAUGUUCUCCUCUUUUUUAAUCGUCGGCGGGACCAGUCGAGUGAGCACUACCUGCACAGCCGAGGCUUGCCUUACAUUGCAUUUGGAAAAGGAACAUUUUGAAAAGGCUUCCAAAAACUGUAUUGACAAUGGAGGCAAGUUGGUCACCAUGAGAAAUGACGAUGAACUCCAGAGCGUUAAAUCUGCGGUUUUGGCAGCGGCGGCAGAAGGCGAGAAAGAGCGCGUCUUCAGCUCUAAACUUUGGAUCGGACUUUCCUUGCAGAAAAGGCGCUGCACUGACUCCACGGAGGAGCUGCACGGCUUCAGGUGGACUUCAGAGCCAGAGGAUUCGCAAUAUUCCUACUGGAAGAAGAAGCCUUUGAGGACGUGUACGGAAAAAAGAUGCGUGUCCAUUUCUCUGGCGGAUGAUCUCAGAUGGACAGACGGCUCGUGUCGAGACCGCGCGUUUUACAUGUGCAAAUUUCUUUCCAAAGGCAUGUGCAGACCUAUAGUGCUGGAAGAACAGAGUGAAAUUAAAUACAACCUUCCGUUUUUAUCAGAACCGCUCACUCUUGAUGAACGGCUGGUGAUGAUACCGCACGGGACAUGGGCUGAAGUACAAUGCGUUGGGUCGGAGAUGCCUAUUAUCUCAUUUUGCAGCAACCAAGAUGGUCCGUUUGACUGGACAAAUUCUGAGCGCUUUUGCGCACCGGAAAAAAGAAGUUGCGAACUUAAAAACGGAGGCUGUGAGCAGCUUUGCUCGGUGACCGCAGGAGGGGGUGUUCGUUGUGAAUGUCGCGAAGGUUAUCACCUGAUGGAUGAUAAAGUUAGCUGUGCUGCCAAAGACAACUGCGAAAAUUUACCUUGUGAGUUCAAGUGUCUACCGACAGCCACUGGAUACUCCUGCGCAUGCGCGGAGGGCUUUCGUUUGUCUGGAGACAACAUCAGCUGCGUCGAUAUCAAUGAAUGUAGUGAAGAAAUCUGCGGUGACCACUGGUGUCAAAACACGCCUGGAAGUUAUCGUUGUGACUGUCAUCCUGGUUUCAAGCUCGUUGCUGGCAAAUGUGAAGACGUGGACGAGUGCACUGAACUCAAAUGUGAGCAGGGCUGUCUGAAUUCAGAGGGCUCAUUCUCUUGCUAUUGCCACGCAGGUUACAUUUUAUUAGCUGACGAUAGAGGGAUUUGUAUUGAUGUCAAUGAAUGUAUUCUUGGUAAACCAUGUGAAGACAUUUGCACCAACACGUUUGGUAGUUUCGAGUGUUCCUGCAGGGAACACUUCACUUUGGCUAAUAAUGGCAUCAGCUGCGUCCCGAACCCCACAGAGAGAGCACAAAUCACUCCAGCUCUUAAAGAAUCAAUCAUAACCAGCUUGACUCAGUUACCUGACGGAUUUGGAGUGACAACAGUAAACCCAGCUUCACUUAACAAGACAAACACUAAAACAGAUUCUAUUAAAUCAAGAACGUUUCUCGGAAGUUCUUGGAUUUUGGUUUGCGUCUUGGGUUCUGCUGUUCCAUUGAUUGUGCUCAUUGUGAUCGCAUCCGCUUUUGUCAUCUACCGAUGGAAACGUUCAAGAAGAAACACUUUGAAAAAUGCCACAGCUGACAACUACUGCUGGGUUUCAUCUGGGUUGGACAGCGAGCAGAAAAAGAGCAACAGGAGUAAUUACAGACUAAACAACGGCCAAAUGCGAGCAUAGAUAUUGUAUCGUAUGCACAAAGUUUGAUUCAGUGCACUGAAAAAAAGUUGUCUUUCAUUCAAAGUACAUUUGUAAAUUGGAUUAACGUGCUGAAAAAAACAGGUUAAACUAGCAUAAGCUGCUGGGGGUUUUAGCUGGUUGACCACCAGCCUAGUUUUAGAGGGGUUUUGGCCAUUUCCAGCCUGGUUUUGAAAACUAAUUCAAAACUUAAUUACCAUGAUUUGUUAAAAUUAAAUGAAUUAAGCUUGACAAACAUAAUUUAUGACAGUUUUCAGUGAUGAGUUAAGUUAAUUAUUUUAGGUGUAACAAAUGGCAAUUACAAGUAUUGUUCACUUGUACUUGCCAUAAAAGUUUUAUAUUAUCAUGGGAAGGAAAUUAUUUAUAUUGUAAUAAAAGUAUUAUUAAUAUUGUAUUACAUACAGUAAAUUAUUAAAACUUGUUACACCUAAAAGAACUAAAUAUUUUUUUACUGAAAACUGUCAUAAAUUAAGUUUGUCAAAUCAAUUCAUUAAAUUGUAACAAGUCAAAGUCAUUUGUUUAAGUUUUCACUGGUUUUGGCUGGGCUCCCUGCAUAGGCUGGUUUUAGCUGGCCAUCUCCCAGCCUGACUAGCUAAAACCUUGAAGGAAAUGGCUAAAACCAGAAUAAAAAUAGCCAAAACCCUUCAAAGACCAGGCUGGUUGACCAGGUUAAAUUAAUCAACAGGCCUAGGCUGAUUUACACGUUGUUGUUUUUUUUUUUUCAGCAGUAUAAGUGAAAAAAAAUGGUUCUGGUCUUAAUCUGUUUUAUGUAAUUUGCCUUAAAGCAAAAAAAUCAUGCCCCUAGGAAAAAUUUAAAGCAUUGGGUUUUCUCAAAAGUAGUGUUUUCUCUUUAAACCAGCUGGUUUCAUGUCAAGUGACAUAUAUAUAUAUAUAAAUUUAGGUUUUAAGUUUAACCAAAGUAAUUGAAUUAAUGCAUGGUCUAUAAAACUAUAAAACAAUAUUUUAGUCUAUGUAUUUUUUCUCUUUGGGUCAAAUAAAUAUUUAGAUUAAAAUUAAAAUACAUUUUAUUUUAUUAAAAUACGUCAAAGCGAUAAUUAGGGAAAAUUAUUAAUUUAGGUGUAACAAAUUACAGUUUUUUUUAUGGUGGUCCAAAGCAAAUCUAUACUUUUUUGUAUAGAUAAAAAAAGAGUAAAUCCAAGAUAAACCUUGAUGUAGGAGGGAUCUACGCUAAAUACACUCUGCAUAGUAAACAAUAUUUUUACUUUGUGUGAGUGUAUUUUUUUUCUUUAAAACAAUAAAUAUAUUUGAUUUAAAUAAAAUUUUAAGGUUAAAUCAAAGUUACAUUAUACUUCAACCAUUAAGCUUCAACAUAAUAAACUACAAAUACAUUUUAGCUGUAGCAAAUUCAUUUUUUAAAGGUGGUUCAAAGUAUAAUUGUUUUUUAGUGUGGUUCAUUCACACCUGUAUGCACAAAGUUUGAUUCAGUGUUUCACAUUUGCCUGUUUUACACAGUUCAGACUUCAGAAUCAUUUUGUGCAUUCUGUUCAUCAAAAUUAAAAUUCUAGAAUGAUCAUUUAUCAUCCAUGUAGAAUAAAUAAUUACACAUAACAAAACCCCAAUACAACAGAAGUACACUUUUUACCAUUUGAAUUAUUAAAUGCGAUUCCUGUAAUUACUGUUCUUUGUUUCUUAAUUGUGAUAGCCUAUAAUUUCACAGGAUAUUAAGAGUUUUAUUUGGACAAUGUUUGACUGAACUUUGUAUUUCUUUCAACAAAUAAUGAUAGAUUUUAUUCACACUGUCUUUUAUCCAAGAAAUGUAUGUACAUAUGCUAUAGCUGUCAGAAAUUAAUCUAUCCUGAGACAUUAAUUUGAGUAAAAGCACAAAAUUCAACUCCUAUUCAACUGCCAUUGUUUUUUAUCUCUGUACAUUUUUGUGGCCCAAAUAAAGCUUCAUCUAAAUGC
Molecule: messenger RNA, 4078 nt
Organism: Danio rerio (zebrafish)
Lineage: Eukaryota; Metazoa; Chordata; Actinopteri; Cypriniformes; Danionidae
Source: RefSeq, a predicted model, not a curated record